Messenger RNA from Melanotaenia boesemani (Boeseman's rainbowfish), 1504 nucleotides. It is a transcript of the gene tigara, whose product is annotated as TP53 induced glycolysis regulatory phosphatase a. Gene Ontology annotation, cellular component: cytosol. Lineage: Eukaryota; Metazoa; Chordata; Actinopteri; Atheriniformes; Melanotaeniidae. The coding region runs from base 183 to 992 and encodes 269 amino acids. The record is from RefSeq and is a predicted model, not a curated record. The transcript has 6 exons. Gene Ontology annotation, biological process: negative regulation of glycolytic process; fructose 2,6-bisphosphate metabolic process; positive regulation of DNA repair. Gene Ontology annotation, molecular function: fructose-2,6-bisphosphate 2-phosphatase activity.
GUGGUGAAGCAAGCGGACGAGUGACGUCAUUACAGCUGUGCGCUUCAGGCUUAAUAGUAUUCAUAUCGUUUUAAUUCACAGGUCUGUACGUCACGUGCUCUCGUAACCGACUCAUCUAUGAUACUGGACCUAAGUCAACACACCCGCCUCGUGCGGCUGUUUCAGCCACCCACCGGUUAUUAAUGCGGCUUUUCCCGGUCCUGAAGUACCGCACCAUGAACACACUGGCGUUUGGGCUGACCCUCGUCAGGCAUGGGGAGACCCAGUACAACAAAGAAGGACUUUUACAAGGCCAGGCCAUAGAUUCCUCCUUGUCUGAGACGGGGCUGCAGCAGGCAGACGCUGCAGGACGUUACCUGAAAGACGUUAAGUUCAGCAGCGUGUUUGUCAGCGACAUGCUGCGGGCUCGACAGACAGCUGAGAAGAUAAUGGAACAUAAUAGCAGCUGUUUGGGUCUACGGAUGCUGUGUGACCCGUUACUGAAAGAGAAGAGCUUUGGGAUCGCUGAGGGAGGACGGGUUCAGGAUUUUAAAGACAUGGCCAAGGCAGCGGGUGAGUCAUUUCCAGACUUCACCCCUCCAGACGGGGAGACUCAAGAGCAGGUGAAGGAACGAGUCAAAAAGUUUGUGGAGAAAAUGCUUCAGCACGUCGGGUCCGAACACUGGCACGACAGAUGGCAGGAUGACGCCACCAUAUCUGCGCCACCAGAAGCAUCUCCUGUGGAGGGGAAGGCAGAUGAUGGGGUCAGGGGCAUCCCGGUCCAUGCUUUGGUGGUUACCCACGGAGCUUACAUGUGUGUGGCAGUGCGCUACUUUGUGGAAGAGUUAUAUUGCUGCUUACCUCAGGGUUGUGACAAGGCAUAUAUGUUCUCUUUAAGUCCUAACACGGGCUUGUGCCGGUUUAUACUCCGCAUGAAAAAAGAAGGGAACAAGUUCAUGUUGUCAGGAAUGAGCUGCGUGUUCAUCCACAGGGGGGAUCAUGUUAAACAGUAAGACGAGGGGGUUGAUGUGGCAGAGGACGAUGGCGUUCUGCAUUAGAUCAGGGCUCUUUACCGUAGGUGCCCGGGGGGCCGCUGUCCUGCAGGUUUUAGCUGUUUCCUGCUUGCUUCCUUUGAAUCAGGUGUGUUGAAGCAGGAAAGUGACUAAAACCAGCAGGGCAGAGCCCCCCAGGGGCCAGAGUUGAAGAGCCCUGACUUAAAUGGUUGUUCCAGUAGUUACAUGUAUAAUGUAGAGACAAUGGGAAAGUUAGCCAUGUUAUUUUGCAUGUUAAAGCAUGUUGUGGUGUCCACUCUCUGACAUGGUGCCUUCUGUUUUGUUUGGCUAAGAAGUUUUCCCAAUUGGUGAAAUCUGAUGGAGAAGGGAAGCGAUGGGGAGAGAAAAGAGGUCUUACCAAGAGAAAGUGAAUCACAAUCCCAAGAAGCAAGAUUUAAAAAAAAAAAAAAACUAGAUUAUUGACCAUGUUGCGCUGCUUGGAGGCCUUUGUUUGUUUCUAUAUUUAUCCUCUG